Molecule: messenger RNA, 2443 nt
Organism: Pelecanus crispus (Dalmatian pelican)
Lineage: Eukaryota; Metazoa; Chordata; Aves; Pelecaniformes; Pelecanidae
Gene: KLHL5
Product: kelch like family member 5
Molecular function (GO): protein binding
Source: RefSeq, a predicted model, not a curated record
GUCUUGGUUGGGUGCACAAAUCUUCUUUUAUGUGUGCAGCUUCUUACCCUGUUGCCUAGACGAUCACUGGCUUUCAGUAAGGAUGUCUGGUUCUCGUAAAGAGUUUGACGUGAAGCAGAUUUUAAAAAUCAGAUGGAGGUGGUUUGGUCACCAGGCGUCAGCCCCUAACUCCGCAACUGAAAACCACCAGGGAGACUUCUGGAAUAGAGGACAAAAUGUAACAACUGCUGGCACAAAGUUUUUAGAUUCAGGUAACCUACCUUUAACAUCAGUUGGUUACAGAAGGUCCAGCCAACAGGAUCUCCAGAAUUCACCUGCUUGGCCAAUGGCAUCCACCUCAGAAAUCCCGACAUUUGAAUUCUCAGCAGAAGACUGCGGAGGUGCACGUUGGCUUGACAGACAAGAAACAGGUGAUAGAGCAAGUGAGGAAGAAAAUGAAUCGGACAGCAGUUCGUGCAGAACCUCCAACAGCAGUCAUACCUUAUCAUCUUAUCAAACUAUGGAGCCCUGUACUUCGGACGAAUUUUUUCAGGCUCUCAACCAUGCUGAACAAACUUUUAAAAAGAUGGAGAACUACCUUAGGCACAAACAGCUAUGUGAUGUGGUGUUAGUUGCUGGUGAUCGUAGAAUUCCAGCUCACAGAUUGGUUCUCUCCUCUGUUUCGGACUACUUCGCGGCAAUGUUCACUAAUGACGUAAGGGAAGCAAGACAGGAAGAAAUCAAGAUGGAAGGUGUGGAGCCAAAUGCAUUGUGGGCUCUGGUUCAAUAUGCAUAUACAGGUCGCCUUGAAUUAAAAGAAGAUAACAUUGAGUGCCUGUUGUCUACAGCUUGCCUUCUUCAGCUCUCUCAGGUUGUAGAAGCAUGCUGUAAAUUCCUAAUGAAGCAGCUUCACCCAUCCAAUUGCCUUGGAAUCCGAUCUUUUGCCGAUGCGCAGGGUUGCACUGACUUGCACAAGGUGGCUCACAACUACACUAUGGAAAACUUCAUGGAAGUAAUUAGAAACCAGGAAUUUCUAUUAUUGCCAGCCACUGAAAUUGCAAAACUUUUAGCAAGUGAUGACAUGAAUAUUCCUAAUGAAGAAACUAUACUGAAUGCACUACUUACGUGGGUUCGACAUGAUUUGGAACAGAGAAGGAAAGAUCUCAGUAAACUCCUGGCUUACAUUAGACUGCCUCUGCUUGCACCACAAUUUCUGGCAGAUAUGGAAAAUAAUGCACUCUUUAGGGAUGACAUUGAAUGUCAAAAACUCAUUAUGGAAGCAAUGAAGUACCAUCUGUUGCCAGAGAGACGACCUAUGUUGCAAAGUCCUCGCACCAAACCUAGAAAAUCUACAGUGGGCGUGUUGUUUGCAGUUGGAGGAAUGGAUGCCACAAAAGGAGCUACAAGCAUUGAAAAGUAUGAACUUCGUACCAACAUGUGGACUCCUGUUGCAAACAUGAAUGGACGAAGAUUACAGUUUGGAGUUGCAGUCUUAGAUGAUAAAUUGUAUGUUGUUGGUGGCAGAGACGGACUGAAAACAUUGAAUACAGUGGAGUGCUACAACCCUAGAACAAAAACUUGGAGUGUAAUGCCACCUAUGUCCACUCAUCGUCAUGGUCUUGGAGUAGCUGUAUUGGAAGGUCCCAUGUAUGCUGUAGGAGGACAUGAUGGCUGGAGUUACCUGAAUACGGUAGAAAGAUGGGAUCCACAGGCUCGUCAGUGGAACUUUGUAGCUAGUAUGUCAACUCCAAGGAGCACUGUUGGUGUAGCAAUAUUAAAUGGAAAGCUUUAUGCAGUUGGUGGUCGAGAUGGAAGUUCUUGUCUUAAGUCAGUAGAAUGUUUUGAUCCUCAUACAAACAAAUGGACCCUCUGUGCUCAGAUGUCAAAAAGAAGAGGUGGUGUAGGUGUAACCACCUGGAAUGGGUUCUUGUAUGCAAUAGGAGGUCAUGAUGCCCCAGCAUCAAACUUAACAUCCAGGCUGUCAGACUGCGUAGAAAGGUAUGAUCCAAAAACAGAUAUGUGGACUACUGUGGCCUCUAUGAGCAUUAGCAGAGAUGCAGUGGGAGUAUGUCUUCUUGGUGACAAGUUGUAUGCUGUUGGAGGAUAUGAUGGUCAAACAUACCUUAAUACAGUGGAGUCUUAUGACCCCCAGACAAAUGAAUGGACACAGGUUGCACCAUUGUGCUUAGGAAGAGCUGGAGCAUGUGUUGUGACUGUAAAACUGUAAAUUAUUUUCUCUAUGAAGGUGACAUUCUCUUCCGUAGACUCAGAUGAUUUCUUUUUUCCUCGAGCAAACUACCAGUGCACCAAUAAAUAUGAGGUGCAGGAUAUCUGCCACAGCAAAGUGUUUGGUCUCAAGCUAACAUGCACAUGUUGUUCUUACGGACCAAUAUUAAGCACUUUUUAAAAAAUCAUCUUUGUUACCCAUAUGUUACAAGAAUUCUAUUUGUAAGAAAAUCAGCUG